This is a messenger RNA of Paramecium sonneborni, 1097 nucleotides long. The record is from the annotation of a GenBank genome assembly. Lineage: Eukaryota; Ciliophora; Oligohymenophorea; Peniculida; Parameciidae.
AUGAGGAUUUACUAUUCUCUGGAAGUAGUAAUAAAUCAAUAAAAGUCUGGAAAGUUGAUUUUAGUAAAAAUAUUUUAAUAUACAUGUAUUCAUUAGAUAAACAUGAAAAUGAAGUUGUGGCAUUAAGUUUAAAUUUGUCAGAAACAAAAUUAGUAUCUUGUGCAGAUGGUAAGAGUUAAAUUAUAAUUUGGAAAAGUAGAGAAUAAGAUAAGUUUGAAUUUAAAUAUUUUGUUAUAAUGGAUGAAAUUUAUAACAUAAAAGGGAUUUUAAAUAAUAAGAUAUUAAAUUAUUCUUUCAACCCCUUUAUGUAUAAAUAAUCAAUUUAAGUUUUAAGUUUAUUAAAGUGAAUUAAUUUAUUUGGUUAACUCGUAAAAAAGAAAUAUAUAAAAUGUAUAUAUUUGAGUUAAAAGAAGGAGUCUUUUAAGAAAAUUAGGAGAAGACAUUAUAAUUAAUUAUAAAUAAUUAGAUAAAAUGAUUAAUAUCGUUUUCCAAUAGUUUACAAUAAGGAGAGAAAUUUGAUAUUAGUCAGACAUAAAACUUAUAUUUAUAUGAUUAAAGAAAUGAAUGAUGGGAAAUUCAAAAUAGUAGAUAAAUUGAAUUGUGAUAUAAUUGGUAUUUUUGGAACUGUCACAAAUAAUGGACAAUAUUUGGUCUAUUGUGAUGAUAAAGGAAAGGAUAUUCAACAUAUGAAUUAUGAAAUAAAUGAAUAAUAACAAUAUAAUUAUAAUAUAAUUAAUUUAUAAUUCUUUUUAUAUUUUUAAGUAAUUUAAAUCAGUUUUGAUUGUAUAAAUUCAAUAAAUACAAUAUUAGAUUAGAAGCUUCAUCUAUAAUAAAUGCAAUCUAAAUAGCUUUUAUUCGUCUUCAUUUUCAUUCAUUUUUUAGCUUCUUCAUAUACAUUAGUACAUUAGGAAUCUAUUUUGAAGCGCAUAUAUAGAAAUUGUGGGGUAUAACAUUUGUUUCUAUAACUGUACAAGAAUAAUUAAAAAUAUAACCUUUACCAAAUAAUUAAAGGUUAAUCUCUUUAAAUUUUCAUUUAAUUUUCUUUUCUUACCAUAUACGAUUCUAAUCAUUUUCCCCUUGAAUUAAUAUAGUCUUGA